Molecule: messenger RNA, 281 nt
Organism: Anopheles stephensi (Asian malaria mosquito)
Lineage: Eukaryota; Metazoa; Arthropoda; Insecta; Diptera; Culicidae
Gene: sloth2
Product: protein brawnin
Exons: 1
Coding region: 37-240 (67 amino acids)
Biological process (GO): mitochondrial respiratory chain complex III assembly
Cellular component (GO): mitochondrion
Source: RefSeq, a predicted model, not a curated record
GAUUGUGCAAGACGGUGAAAUCAGUGCGGGGGAAUCAUGCCGGCUGGCGUUCCGCUGCGUCAGUAUCUGACCUUCAUGGCGGCCUCUUUGCUGUCCAUGUUCGUCGGAUCACAGGUAGUUCACAAUUACUAUCAUCCACUGCGGGACCUGAACUAUUACGUGGAGCGAGAGAUAAAAAUGCAAAGGUUGCGCGAAGUGCCACAACCCCCGGAAAGUGGAGAUGCUUCCAAGGAAGGUUAAAUAAACAGGACAGCUAGUCGAUAAUCGCGGUUACACACGUA